Mauremys reevesii (Reeves's turtle) is the source of this 1596-nucleotide messenger RNA. Its product is annotated as keratin, type II cytoskeletal 5-like. Bases 1 to 1596 code for a protein of 531 amino acids. Gene Ontology annotation, molecular function: structural constituent of skin epidermis. Lineage: Eukaryota; Metazoa; Chordata; Testudines; Geoemydidae. Gene Ontology annotation, cellular component: keratin filament. Gene Ontology annotation, biological process: intermediate filament organization; keratinization. The record is from RefSeq and is a predicted model, not a curated record. The transcript has 10 exons.
AUGAGUCGGCAGCUGAACGCCAGAGUGGGAGGUUGCAGCAGGGGCUUCAGCAGCGUCUCUGCGAUUGUUUCCAGUGGGGGCAGAUCCAGCUGCACCUCUCUGAGCCGAGGAAGAAGUAGACACUGUGUCUUUGGCAGCAGAAGUCUCUACAAUCUAGGCGGGAUUAAAAGCAUUUCCAAUAGCUUGAUUGGUGGAGGCUGGAGACUCAGCGGUGGUUUUGGUGGUGGAUUUGGCACUAGUGGUGGGGCUGGUGGCUUUGGUGGUGGUGGGUUGUUCGGUGGAGGAGUUGGUGGUGGGAGGAGUAGCCCUGGGUUCCCCUUUUGCCCGCCUGGUGGCAUCCAAGAAGUGACCAUCAACCAGAACCUGCUGGUGCCACUCAACCUGGAGAUCGACCCGGAGAUCCAGAAAGUGCGAGUGCAGGAGAGGGAGCAGAUUAAGACCCUCAACAACAAGUUUGCCUCCUUCAUCGACAAGGUCCGAUUCCUGGAGCAACAGAAUAAAGUUCUGGAGACCAAAUGGAACCUGCUGCAGCAGCAGCCCACGUCAAAUGCGGGGAACAACCUGGAGCCCGCCUUGGAGGCCUACAUUGGCAGCCUAAGGAAGCAUCUUGAUAGCCUGGUGGGGGAGAGGGGAAGGCAGGACUCGGAACUGAAGAACACGCAGGAUCUGGUGGAGGACUUGAAGCACAAAUACGAAGAGGAAAUCAACAGGCGCAUGGCAGCGGAGAAUGAGUUUGUGCUGCUGAAGAAGGACUUGGAUGCUGCCUACAUGAAAAAGGUGGAGAUGGAGGCCAAGGUGGCUUCCAUGACAGAUGAGAUCAACUUUCUGAGAGCCCUGUAUGAGGCGGAAUUGGCACAAAUGCAAAGACAGAUCAGUGACACCAGCGUUAUCUUGUCUAUGGACAACAACCGAGCCCUGGACCUGGAUGGGAUCAUUGCUGAGGUGAAGGCUCACUAUGAAGACAUGGCCAACAGGAGCCGAGCUGAAGCCAACUCCAUGUACCAAGGCAAGUUUCAGGAGCUUCAGGUCACUGCUGGGAAACACGACGAUGAUCUGAAAAACUCCAAGCUGGAGAUAUCGGAGCUGACCCGGCUGAUCCACAGACUGCAGGCUGAACUUGAAAAUGUGAAAAAACAGUGCGCCAAACUGCAGUCGGCUGUUGCCGAGACAGAGGAAUGUGGGGAGCUUACCCUCAAGGACGCUAGGGAAAAGCUGGUUGAAUUGGAAAUGGCCCUGCAGAAAGCUAAGGAGGAGAUGGCUCGUUUGCUGCGUGAUUACCAGGAGCUCUUGAAUAUCAAGCUGGCCCUGGAUAUUGAGAUUGCCACGUACAAGACACUGCUGGAGGGAGAAGAAUGCAGGAUGUCUGGAGAGUGUGCCAGUGCUGUGAACAUCUCGGUAGUCAGCAGCGGCUCUGGAGGCGGGAGUGGGAUAAGCUGGGGAGGAGGCGGCGGUGGCGGGCUCAGUGUCGGCGGAGGCGGCUCCAGCUCUGGAAGCGGAAGAGGCAUUGGAGGAUACAGCUAUGGAGGCAGGGGAGGUAGUGCCUGUGUGAAAAUCAUAUCGACAACUUCUUCAAGCAAAAGAACCACCAUAUGCUAA